Rhinichthys klamathensis goyatoka is the source of this 1703-nucleotide messenger RNA. It is a transcript of the gene dhrs12, whose product is annotated as dehydrogenase/reductase (SDR family) member 12. The record is from RefSeq and is a predicted model, not a curated record. Lineage: Eukaryota; Metazoa; Chordata; Actinopteri; Cypriniformes; Leuciscidae. The coding region runs from base 99 to 1055 and encodes 318 amino acids. The transcript is spliced from 10 exons.
GGGCGGGGCUCUGAUUACCAACGUGCUCGUGGUUUAUGACACCGCUUUCGAGUGGAAACGAGUGAUAUCGUACUUUUUACAGUCUAUGGAUCGUACUCAUGUCUCUCUACCGAAACACAGUUUGGUUCCUGAAGGGUCUUCAGGAAUAUACAAAGGGCGGUUAUGAGGCAGCAGAGAGGCGCUUCAGCGCGGCGGAUCUGGAAGUGAGUGUGAGCGGCCGCUCGUUCAUCAUCACCGGAGCGAACAGCGGCAUAGGCAAAGCCACCGCCUACGAAAUCGCAAAAAGAGGUGGGACAGUGCAUCUGUUGUGCAGAAAUAAAGAUCGUGCGGAGGAGGCAAGAAAAGAGAUCGUGGAGCAAAGUAAAAAUGAGAAUGUCCAUGUUCACCUAGUUGACAUGUCCAGCCCCAGGAAAGUGUGGGAGUUUGCCAAUGGAUUCUCUCAGAAACACAUUCUACAUGCUUUGAUCAAUAAUGCGGGUUGCAUGGUCAAUCAGAGAGAACUGACUGAGGAUGGUCUGGAGAAAAACUUUGCGACAAACACACUUGGGACUUAUAUUCUGACGACAGCACUGAUUCCUACACUGAAGAAGUCAGAGAAUCCAAGAGUGAUCACUGUGUCAUCUGGUGGGAUGCUGGUUCAGAAGUUGAAUGUAGAGGACCUUCAGUUUGAGAAAGGCUCUUUUGACGGGACUAUGGCUUAUGCACAGAACAAGAGGCAACAGGUGAUCAUGACCGAGCAAUUGGCAGCUCAGCACAAGGAAAUCCACUUCUCUUCCAUGCACCCCGGCUGGGCAGACACCCCAGCGGUACAGUCAUCCAUGCCAGAUUUCCAUGCGAAAAUGAAGAAUAAGCUCCGUACUGAAGCUCAGGGCGCUGACACAGUGGUGUGGCUGGCUAUAUCAGAUGCUGCCAGCAGACAGCCCAGUGGCCUCUUCUUCCAAGACAGAAAAGCUGUUUCUACGCAUCUGCCUCUGGCCUUCUCCGGGUCUUCUCCAGCUGAAGACCAGAAGCUGAUGACCACGUUGGAGGAGCUCGCUGUGAAAUUCAAGUGUUAAGCGGUUGAGUUAUUGGCCGAAUCAUUCCUCACAGAGAUUGUGAUAUUCAUUCUUAAUAAUGCAGAGAUGUGAGAAGCUCAUGAUUUCUAUACCAAAUCAGGCUAACCAAAACAACCUAAAAUGUAUAUUUAAAAUAUUUCAAACUUAUUGUCCAUUCUUCUGAACAAAUACACUCCUAAAUAUUUUUAUUAUACUAAUUUAAGGCUAGAAACUAAUACAUGCACUUCUGCUUUUUGGAAUGGAAGUUGUAUGAGUUUCUUGAUUUAAAAGUAAAAUGGCUGUGGUUAACAUUAUUCAAAUGUGUUUUCUACAUAAAUUGCACACAGUCAUACCCCAAACAUGAAUUUUAAAGCUGUGAGUUCAACUACCACAAGGUUUUGAGUUUGCAUGAUUGAUGAAUUGGACAACUAUUGCAGUCUGUAAAAAACAGAUUAUUUGAUUCAUAAAUCUAAAACUGCUGUUCCAUAAAACCCCAAAUUUUGAAUUAGCCUCACAGGCUGGCCAAGAAACUGACAUCAAACCUGAACAGCUGUCUGAGAACAUGAUGUACAACACUACCCGUAACCCGUACUCACACUAUCAUACAAAUAGAUGACUAUGUAAACAAAUUUCAAACUGAACAAAUGUGAAGAUGAACAUAUAAACAAA